Ochotona curzoniae (black-lipped pika) is the source of this 1882-nucleotide messenger RNA. It is a transcript of the gene AP1M1, whose product is annotated as adaptor related protein complex 1 subunit mu 1. The transcript is spliced from 12 exons. Gene Ontology annotation, biological process: intracellular protein transport; vesicle-mediated transport. The coding region runs from base 156 to 1427 and encodes 423 amino acids. Gene Ontology annotation, molecular function: clathrin-cargo adaptor activity. NCBI's taxonomy places the organism in Eukaryota, Metazoa, Chordata, Mammalia, Lagomorpha, Ochotonidae. Gene Ontology annotation, cellular component: clathrin adaptor complex; clathrin-coated vesicle. The record is from RefSeq and is a predicted model, not a curated record.
ACCGGACAUAACGGUCCGCGCGUGGCCGGCCGGCCCGGAAGUGGAGGUGCAACGUCGCGGGGCGCGCCCGGCCUCGCCCAACGCCCCGCAGCGUCCGCGCUGUCCCCGCCGUUCCCGCCGCCCGUGGCCGCUGCCGAGGCCUCGCCGCAGCCGCCAUGUCCGCCAGCGCGGUGUACGUGCUGGACCUCAAGGGCAAGGUGCUCAUCUGUCGGAACUACCGCGGCGACGUGGACAUGUCCGAGGUGGAGCACUUCAUGCCCAUCCUGAUGGAGAGGGAGGAGGAGGGCACGCUGUCUCCCAUCCUGGCCCACGGCGGCGUCCGCUUCAUGUGGAUCAAACACAACAACCUGUACCUGGUCGCCACCUCCAAGAAAAAUGCAUGCGUGUCUCUCGUCUUCUCCUUCCUGUACAAGGUGGUGCAGGUGUUCUCUGAGUACUUCAAGGAGCUGGAGGAGGAGAGCAUCCGCGACAACUUCGUCAUCAUCUACGAGCUGCUGGACGAGCUCAUGGACUUCGGCUACCCGCAGACCACCGACAGCAAGAUCCUGCAGGAGUACAUCACGCAGGAAGGCCACAAGCUGGAAACAGGUGCGCCCCGGCCCCCCGCCACUGUCACCAACGCCGUGUCCUGGCGGUCGGAAGGCAUCAAGUACCGGAAGAACGAGGUGUUCCUGGACGUUAUCGAGUCUGUGAACCUGCUGGUCAGCGCCAACGGCAACGUGCUACGCAGCGAGAUCGUGGGCUCCAUCAAGAUGCGGGUCUUCCUGUCGGGGAUGCCAGAGCUGCGCCUGGGCCUCAACGACAAGGUGCUCUUCGACAACACGGGCCGCGGCAAGAGCAAGUCUGUGGAGCUGGAGGACGUGAAGUUCCACCAGUGCGUGCGGCUCUCGCGCUUCGAGAACGACCGUACCAUCUCCUUCAUCCCCCCGGACGGCGAGUUCGAGCUCAUGUCCUACCGCCUCAACACCCACGUGAAGCCCCUGAUAUGGAUCGAGUCUGUGAUUGAGAAGCAUUCCCACAGCCGCAUCGAGUACAUGAUCAAGGCCAAGAGCCAGUUCAAGCGGCGCUCCACGGCCAACAACGUGGAGAUCCACAUCCCUGUGCCCAACGACGCCGACUCGCCCAAGUUCAAGACGACGGUGGGCAGCGUCAAGUGGGUGCCCGAGAACAGUGAGAUCGUGUGGUCCAUUAAGUCCUUUCCGGGCGGCAAGGAGUACCUGAUGCGGGCCCACUUCGGCCUGCCCAGUGUGGAGGCUGAGGACAAGGAGGGCAAGCCGCCCAUCAGUGUCAAGUUUGAAAUCCCCUACUUCACUACCUCUGGUAUCCAGGUACGCUACCUGAAGAUCAUUGAGAAGAGCGGCUACCAGGCCCUGCCCUGGGUGCGGUACAUCACCCAGAACGGAGAUUACCAACUCCGCACGCAGUGAGAGACCCCCGCGCCAACGCCCCCGCCCUGGCCUGGAAGCGCCAGGGGGGACACAGCUGCCAAGCCCACCUCGAGGAAGGUGCUUGCUCCCUGAACUCUGGGCUGCCCCCGCUCCCCCAGGGACGUUGCUGUCCAGCGCCUGCCCUGCCCAGCAGGGGCCUUCCAGUCUGAGAGAGCCCCGGGCUGGGGAACCCCGACUUCUGCCUGCCGGGCUGCUCUGUUGGACUUACGUGCCCGUGUGGGCAUUGCUGGGUUGGUUGCUGCCAUGCCCACGGCACUGGGGGACCUCCCUCACUUUCCUCCCAGGGACCACCUGGGCCCCGCAAUGCUGCCCCUCAACCACGUCAGUGUUCCCGCGGGGUGAGGGGUCCAGCACUGGGGGGCUGUGCCCUCCCCGCUGAGCCUGGCCCCCUGCCCCCGUGUGUCGACCAGUUCCAUUAAACUCCCUUUGUGAGA